UGGCUCUCAGCAGCAACUUUGAGUGUACAGCAAUGGCGUUUAAAGUGCCGAUUGGUCGCUACACGGAGGCCUCAGUUGAGGAGCUCCGGGCGUUCCUGAGCUGCACUCACAGGAAGCUGGGUGAGGGAUCGCUGCCCUGGCGCCUGGCUCAGAGGGGUCCCCAGUUGCUGCUGCUCAUCGCGGAGUUCGUGCUGGCGCCGAAGGUGGUGCUCUACGCGGGCUGCGAGGAUGGCCGGAUCAAGGUGCUGGAACUCCUGGAGCCCCUGCAUAAAGGUUCACGCCUGCAGGAGGUGCAGAUGGUCGCGACGUCUGGAAGCCCGCGGAGCCGUGCCAGCUUUUGGACGGUCGGUUGCCCACAGCGAGUCAGUGGACUUGCAGUGGGUGAUGGCUGCUUGUUAGCGGCCAUGUUCUCUGGAACCCUGCGGGUCUUCUCGCUGCCUUCGCACGACGAGCAGGUCAGCGUGCACCUGCAAGUGCUUCUGCCUCCCCAGUCCCCCGUAAUUGUGAGAGGGACCGGAUUGGUGGCAAGCAGAAGGGCCUUGUACGUGGUGGGGCUGAGCUGCGGCAACAUUUUGCAGGAAGCUCCGCUUCUUUUUGCAGCAAGGCCUUGCAUCAUAGCCGAGGCUUCACUUGUCUUUGUCCAGUGUGAUGAAGCUAUUCGGGUUUGGAACUGCUCUUCUCUUCUGAGUGGCGCAAGUUCCGAAGAAGGCACUUUGCAGCCUCAGGACUUCUGGAAUCCACAUCGGCAAAUGCUAGUGGGAAUGGCUGUGCUGCCCGGGGCCCGCUUUUUGGCCACCGCUUCCCCGGAGGAGGUCCGGGGCUGGGCCUGGCCGCAGACAAAAGCGCCAUGUCUUCUCUGGACGGUGCCCACCGGCGGCGCGGGCUGCGAGGCAACGUCGCUGCUGUGGCUUCCUUCCUUUGGCACGGGGCGCCUGGCGGUAUUUGGAGAGUGCAGCGGGGCGCUGGUGGUCUGCGAGCUUCAACUCUGCCACGCGUUCGCGGAGAAGCCCUGCUCUCUGAGCACGUUUCAACUCCCGGGAGGGCCCUCGGUGCCAGCUGCAACGAUGGUCCCUCCAGCAACGUCUGAUCUCAGCCUCACUGUUUGGUCGGAGGCAGGCUGGUUCUCGUUUGGCCUGAGCGGCCCAGCUUCUCCGCUCAAAGCGAACCUGGAGCAGACGGAAACAGGUACGGUCAUCUCAUCAUUGGCAUGUUAUGGGCCGUUGGCAACCAGCUCCCGAUUCUUCUAACGCCACUGCGAGUGAUCUCGCGCGCACGCCUCCGACGUAUGCUACCAAGACUGUGCACUCUACAUCGUGAACAACCACAAGGCGCAGGGAUUGCGACGGCGCGGAGAAGAUGACGGUGCGAAGAUGAGUCAGGCUGAAGUGGCCCCGAAACGUGAGGCGAAUUGAUUGAGACCUGGCGAUGCUCUCCGUCUUUGGCCAUGCCUUUCGUCAAGCACAGCCAGAGCGAUGAGCAGUUUGAAGCAUGGCGUUGGGCACGUCAAAGCAAGAGUGGAGAAGAGAUGCCAGGCUCAAUAGUUGGAAGCAUGACGUUGGCAUUUGCAGCCUAUCAAGCAAGCCAGAGUGGAAAGGAGCAGCCAGGCUCAACAGUUUGAAGCAUGACGUUGGCAAUCGCUGCCGGUGUGACGCCGUCAAAGCGAAUCGGAGUGGAUAGGCGACCACAUCAAAGCGAAUCAGAAUGGAGAGGAGGAGCCAGGCUCAACAGUUUGAAGUCAGACAUUGGCAAUCACAAUCGGUGUGACGCCGUCAAAGCGAAUCAAAGUGGAUAGGCGAGAAAUCAGAAUGGAGAAGAAAAGCCAGGCUCAACAGUGCGAAGCUGGACAUCGGUGUGACGCCAUCAAAGCGAAUCAGGGUAGAUAAGCCACCACAUCAAAGCGAAUCAGAAUGGAGAGCCAGGCUCAACAGUUUGAAGCGGGACAUUGGCAAUCGCAGCCGGUGUGAUGCCAUCAAAGCGAAUCAGAGUAGAGUGGAUAGGCGAUCGCAUCAAAGCGAAUCAGAAUGGAGAGGAAGGAAGGCUCAACAGCUGGAAGCAUGACAUCGGCAAUUGCAGCCGGUGUUGUGACGACCAUAUGAGGUGGCUAUCGUUUGCCAGGUCUUUCGUUAAGGGCACCGGAACGAUGACUAGUUUGACUACAUCAAAGCGUACCAGAGCUUUGCCACACAUAACGUUUCACCAUCCUUUCGCAGUUCACAUGAGUCUAUGAAUGGCGAAUCAAUGUCAUCCGUCGUGGUCUGAGUCCCUGUACCCCCCGCGAAACAAACAAAACCACAUCAACAGAAGGUUGUCAAACAGAGAAGGAAGAGCAACGCCUUUUCCAGCAGGAGCAGAACAAGGUUUGAAAGAGCAAGCAUCAUCUUCAUGAAGUUCUGAGACUGCUUGCACGGUUUGGUUCAUAGCCUCAUUUCGUCAGUUGGUUGUUCUUUUUAGGCGCAGCGCACGUCUCACCCAUUGAGGUUGUUUCUGGUUGGUUCUGGCACCUAGUGGCACCUAGGUAGGGCAUGUAUAGGAGCACAAGCACAAUGCUGUGCAAGAUCCUUUCGAAGUUCAUGGUCCGGAAUCAUGUUCAAGUGAGCCUGGAGGCCAAGGCGGAAGCAUGCCGUCGCAUCACUUCGGGUAGCGGGUAGCGAGAUUCUAUAUGGAGCUGCCAAUGAACCCUGCAACCAGCUCCAAGCUUCAAACCGAAGGACAAGCUGCGAAGUGCAUGCCCGUGCUCUUCAGCUUUCGCAUCGGCCUGUUUGGGGCUACAUGCUCUCCAGCGAUGAGGUCUGGGCAAGCCUUGUUCCACGUUCGCCGAGGGAGCUCAUCACAAUCCACAGUCUACAGUCCAAUCCACGAGCGUCUACCAAAGCCGGGAAUCUACAACAACCCACAUCGCACAUGUCGAAUCGAAACAGGAAAGAGGUCAUUGCCUUGUCUUGCGGCUCUCGGACGUCGAACCCCCCAAGGUGCCCAUCAUCCAUCGUUCGUCUCAGGGCUAGGUCUUCAAGCAUGGCUAUGGAAAGGAAGCAAACUCCUCAGGCUUAGGUGAUCUUUCCGGGACCGGCUUCGGGAUCUUCGGGAUCUUCGGGAUCUUCGGGAUCUUCGGGAUCUUUGCAGGAUCGCGGGAUCUCUCCAUCUUUGGGGUGGGAUGGGAGGAUGGGAUGGGCCAUGCGCCCAUGGCAGCGAACCAUGAGAGCAUGAACCCGCGAGUUGAGGUGUUUGCAGGUAGUCCGUGUCGAUGCGGGUCCAGAAGUGGGAGGAUGGGAUCAACUCGAUGGCGUGGUUCCUGAAGCUCCCAUGCAUCGCAGGAAUAGCAAGAGGGAUGAAGUAAGCAGCCGCAAAACCACUCACGUAGACAGGUGUCAUGCAGGUGCAGAAGAACUUGGGCUUCGACAUCCUGAAGAUGGUCCAAGUUGCUCAGGCACGGAUUCAGGUUAAAACCUUUCAGCUCGUUUGUUUAGUGACCACGAAACCUUGUCCGACCUGAACAUCCUGGCGAUCGGACUGAACUGACCGCGGGCUUCGGGGACAUCGACCGGUGAGGCAUGACGAGGACAUGUUUUGACAGGCUCAGGUGUGCUCAGGUCAAGUGUGGACUUCAGGCCAUGACAAACACGGGACUCAUGAGAAGCGGACGGAUGCGAAAAGGUGAACGCAGUGCUUUGCCUUCUGGGCAUGGCCAUUGUGCAAGGG
This is a messenger RNA of Effrenium voratum, 3696 nucleotides long. NCBI's taxonomy places the organism in Eukaryota, Dinophyceae, Suessiales, Symbiodiniaceae. The record is from the annotation of a GenBank genome assembly.